This is a messenger RNA of Acanthosepion pharaonis, 621 nucleotides long. The record is from the annotation of a GenBank genome assembly. Lineage: Eukaryota; Metazoa; Mollusca; Cephalopoda; Sepiida; Sepiidae.
AUGUUAAAUCCGUUCGACGUCUUUUUCCAUCUAUAUUAUAUUCGUUCGACUUCUUUUUGUCAUCUAUAUUAUAUUCGUUCGUUCUUUUUGCAAUCUAUGUUUCUUUUGUCUUUUCUAUAUAUUAUAUUCGUUCUUCUUUUUUUUGUCAUCUAUAUUAUAUUCGUUCGACUUUUGCCAUCUAUGUUAAAUCUCCCUAACAUAUGCCCAUUGAACCAGUAUAAACGGGUUCAGGGCCGGUUUACCUGCCCGAAAGGGACUCCACCCUUCGGCGUAGCUUGGUUCGGGUUCCUCUCCGCCCGAAGGCAGAGAGUUCAACCGAACAGUCGUUCACCUGGGCCGGUUUACUUCCCCGAACGAGACUCCGACCCUCGGCGUAGCCUCGUUCAGGUUCCUCCCUGUCCGAAGGCAGAGAGGUCAACUGAUCAGCCGGUCGACCGACAUCGACUGACUGACUCGAUAUUCAGUCCCCACCCCACUGGGGCAUCAUCCUUUCUCUUUAUCACGGUACGUAAGCGUUGGAUAUAUCUAUCUAUCUAUCUAUCUAUCUACGUUCAAUAUCUAUGUGAUACCUUUUGUUCUUUCUACCUUAGGCUGUUCGUACGGAUAUUAACUCGCAUCUAA